AUGUUCACACCGCAGCACAGGUCCUCUCCUUCAACAUUUGCCAAGACAGUUCCAAAACCAGAGGGCAAUGAGAGCGACAAGAAGUUGGCUCAAACUUCGAUUCCUGUAUCUUCAUCACACGAAAAGAGCAUCUCUGUCUACCCGGCGGACACGUUCAUGCGCGAAGAGCAGCAGCUUGAGAGCUUGCGAUACAGCAUCUUUUCUGAGCCAUCCAAGUCAGCGACCGAGAUGGUUCCUGACUGCAUUCAGAUCUUCGAGGACGAGGAGAAGAAACUCUACGCGGCCGCAGCUCCCGGGAGCUUGGAGAAGGAUCUAGACGAAGAUAAGAAGACGCUGAUGAAGAAGAUAAGAGAAGAGCUGCUGCUGUUCAACCCCGAGAAGACCGUAGUGCUGGAGGGCUUGCGCGAGCUGGCUGAAAACUUCAGAACGGAGUUGAUAAUGAAGGAGCGAGAAAUACAGACGAUGGUAGAGGAGGCGCAGAGGCUAGAGAGUGAAAGGAAGGUAGAAGUUAAUGCCGAGCAGCAGGAGCAGAUUAAAGGAUUAGAAGUCACAGUCAAGACUGCAUCUUCCAUAGGAAAGACCCCGGAGGAAGCAGCGGCUACGGUCAUCCAGCUGACCAAGAGCAGAGCAUCGCUGGAGGCAGCAAAGAAGCACAUUACGGAGCUAGAGGAGAAGGUUGUUGAGCUGCAGAAUCAGAAGAAACAGGAAGAGCAAAUGCUGCGGGAGAAGAAAGCGCAGAUUGAAUCGGAGCUGAAUGAGGCGCUUGCACACUUCGGACCGGAGAAAUUCAAAGAGAUCACAAGGGAGCUGCAGGAAACGAUCCACGAGCUGAAGAUCACGAAAGAAAACCUCAGGUGGUGA
Guillardia theta CCMP2712 is the source of this 861-nucleotide messenger RNA. RefSeq lists its product as hypothetical. Lineage: Eukaryota; Cryptophyceae; Pyrenomonadales; Geminigeraceae. The transcript is spliced from 11 exons. The coding region runs from base 1 to 861 and encodes 286 amino acids. The record is from RefSeq and is a predicted model, not a curated record.